Messenger RNA from Aspergillus versicolor CBS 583.65, 459 nucleotides. RefSeq names its product NUDIX hydrolase. The record is from RefSeq and is a predicted model, not a curated record. The annotation marks the transcript as partial. The transcript has a single exon. Lineage: Eukaryota; Fungi; Ascomycota; Eurotiomycetes; Eurotiales; Aspergillaceae. Gene Ontology annotation, molecular function: hydrolase activity.
AUUCCAAUAAAAACAUACCUUGCUCAACGACCAAACAUCUUCGGCGUUGUCAGCUCAGCGAUCAUCAUCCACGACAACCAGGUUUUGCUAGUCCAGCGCGCUGCCGACGACGACGAGCCCAAUCUCUGGGAAACUCCCGGUGGCACCGCCGACGCCGACGAAACAGGCGUCCAAUGUGCCGUCCGCGAACUCCGCGAGGAGGUCGGCCUUGUCGCAUCUCGUGUCGGUGACAUGAUCGGGGAAUACGAGUGGAUUGAAGAUGGUACCAAACUUUGGAGGAUCUUCGUAUUUCUCAUCGACGUCGAUGGCAUUACCAGGAGCACGGAGAUCAAGCUGGACCCAAAGGAGCACCAGGCUUACUUGUGGGCAACGGAGACGGAAGUGCGGCAGGGGAUCUGUGGUGGUAUAAGACUGAACUGGAUAUCGGAAAGCCAGCAUAAAGCGAUACUGACAGCAUUU